Molecule: messenger RNA, 2907 nt
Organism: Melitaea cinxia (Glanville fritillary)
Lineage: Eukaryota; Metazoa; Arthropoda; Insecta; Lepidoptera; Nymphalidae
Gene: S6kII
Product: ribosomal protein S6 kinase 2 beta
Exons: 15
Coding region: 180-2504 (774 amino acids)
Biological process (GO): protein phosphorylation; intracellular signal transduction
Molecular function (GO): magnesium ion binding; ribosomal protein S6 kinase activity; ATP binding
Source: RefSeq, a predicted model, not a curated record
GUUCUUGACAUCUUUUUUCAUUUAUUUUUCCGUCUAUGAUAUGACAGUUGUACUUACCUUUUCCUAGAUAUUUUAAUGAAUGAAAAUCGAGUGUUUAUCGUUAUUUUUUUUAUUAAAUUUAUUUUUAUAAAAUCCGUUUAAUAUUGUUGCUGGAUGUGCUUAACUAAAACUUGAAAACGAUGCCUUUGGCCAAUGCCACCGAUCCAUGGCGAAUGCAAAGUGUUGGAGAUGUCACGCGUGGCAUUACAGCACAGUCCACAAACAGUCUUCCAAUGGUUGUUGAAACUAUAGCAGAGUCUCGACAGACUUCAACAACUGAAAGUCUAGAGUCCAGUGUAUCAAAUGUUGAUCAAAACUAUGAAAGAGAAGUAGAGCUUCAAGAUGUAGUCAAAGAAGGCCAUGAGAAGGCAGACCCCUCUCAAUUUGAACUGUUAAAAGUUCUCGGAGAAGGUUCCUUUGGCAAAGUAUUUUUAGCACGUAAAAUAACAGGCCCCGAUACUGGUACUCUUUAUGCAAUGAAGGUGCUUAAAAAGGCAACAUUGAAAGUCAGAGAUAGGGAGCGCACAAAGAUGGAAAGGAAUAUUUUAGUUGAAAUGGGUCAUCCGUUUAUUGUAAAAUUACAUUAUGCUUUUCAAACAGCAGGAAAAUUAUAUUUAAUAUUAGAUUUCUUACGUGGUGGUGAUCUUUUUUCACGUCUGAGCAAAGAGGUAAUGUUUACAGAGGAGGAUGUAAAGUUUUAUUUAGCUGAGUUAGCUUUAGCAUUAGAACAUGUGCAUAAAUUGGGAAUUAUAUACAGGGACUUAAAACCAGAGAAUAUUUUACUAGAUGCAGAUGGGCAUAUAGCCCUUACAGACUUUGGUCUAUCAAAGCUGCCUCCUAGUGAUAAAGCAUACAGUUUUUGUGGUACAGUCGAGUAUAUGGCACCAGAAGUUGUUAAUAGAAAAGGCCAUACAAUGGCCGCUGACUGGUGGUCGUUUGGUGUUCUCAUGUUUGAAAUGUUGACGGGUAACCUUCCAUUUCAUGGUUCAACUAGACAUGAAACAAUGACACAAAUUCUUAAAGCAAAAUUGGGAAUGCCUUCGAAUUUGAGUGAAGAAGCGCAAUCGCUUUUACGUGCAUUAUUUAAGAGAAACCCACAGAAUAGAUUAGGAGCAGGUCCUAACGGUAUUGAAGAUAUAAAAAAUCAUGAGUUUUUUGCAAGUAUAGAUUGGGAUGCAUUAUUAAGAAAAGAGGUGAUACCGCCAUUCAGACCAGCCGUAUCUCGAGCUGACGACGCGUUUUACUUCGACUCUGAGUUCACUUGCCGCACGCCUAAAGACUCACCGGGUGUACCGGCAUCGGCUAAUGCUCAUGAACUUUUUAGGGGAUUUAGUUUCGUGGCCCCAUGUUUACUGAAUGAUGAUGAUAAUAAGACCAUCACAAAUCAAAACCAGAACCACAUAGCACAAACUAAGACAUCUACAGAAGAGUUCUGGGCUGGUUUUGUGAAUAAAAAUAAAUUCUUUGAUGAAUAUAGAUUAAUGGGUGAAUUAGGUACAGGAUCUUUUUCAGUUGUGCGUCUUUGCGAGCACAAAGCGUCUCAAACGCAAUAUGCUGUCAAAAUCAUGGAUAAAUUACAAUAUGAUCCUAGAGAAGAGAUUGAAAUUUUGUUGAGGUACAGCCAGCACCCGCACAUCAUCACGCUGCGCGGCGUGUACUCGGAGGGCGGGCGCAUCCUGUGCGUGACGGAGCUGUGCCGCGGCGGCGAGCUGUUGGAGCACAUCACGCGCCGCGGCUGUCUACCCGAGCGUGAGGCGGCGCCCGUGCUGCGCAACGUGCUGCACGCCGUGCACUACCUGCACCGCCACACCGUCGUGCACAGAGAUAUAAAGCCAUCAAACAUCUUAUUUGCGACGGCUGAGAGGAGAGCAGCGGAUGUACGGUUAGUCGAUUUCGGGCUGGCGAAGCAGUUACGUGCGGAAAACGGUCUGCUUAUGACGCCUUGCUACACCGCCAACUUUGUCGCGCCCGAAGUACUCAAGCGAGCGGGCUAUGAUGCCGCUUGCGACAUAUGGAGCUUAGGUGUGCUUGCAUACAUUAUGCUUUCCGGAAGGACUCCUUUUGCGUCAACGGGCGACGACACGCCUGAGGCAAUUUUGGCUAGAAUCGAAUCUGGAAAGGUGGAGACGUCGGGCGGCGCGUGGCGGCACGUGUCGGCGGAGGCGCGCGCGAGCGUGCGGCGCAUGCUGCAGCUGGAGCCGGCGGCGCGGCCGCGCGCGCACGAGCUGCUGCGCGAGCCGUGGCUGGCGCGCGCCGAGCCCGAGCCGAGCGCGCCCGACGCGCACCAGCCGCCCGCCGCGCCCGACGUGCCGCCGCCGCAGGACCUGCGCCGCGCCGUCGACCUCACCUACCAGGCAAUGACAUCAGCGCCACUGACGCCUCAUAUAUUGGGUCCAGUGACUCAAUCGACUCUCGCGCAACGUCGGAUAAAACCACAACGUCGAUUUCCGCCCACACAAGUGUAAAGUAUAUUAAAAUGAAGAAAAACUCUCAGUUUUAUUAAACAGGACUGUCACAAACAGAGGAAUAGCGUAAAAACGAAAUGCAUUUGAUCCUUUAUCACAAAGUUUAUAAGUCUGGUGUUUUCUCUGAACACUGUCCUACUAAUCAAUAUAUUUUACAAUACAACAAGCCAAAUUAUUACUAAUGUUGAAAUGUAUAAGUUUUAUUUUUGUUCCAUAAAUAUUUUUUUUUAAUAUGUAAUAACACUAAUUCUUCAGGUGUACGAAAAUAUUUUAUUUAAAUGACUUGUAAUGUUUUUAAAUAACUGUAUUCAACUGUCCCUAUAUAAGAUAUGUUUGUAAUGUUUAGUAUUAAAAUUUUAGUGUUCAAAGUAAUAUAUCUUCAGAUAAAGUAUUCCCAUGAAAA